Messenger RNA from Abrus precatorius (Indian licorice), 711 nucleotides. Its product is annotated as acid phosphatase 1. The transcript is spliced from 3 exons. The record is from RefSeq and is a predicted model, not a curated record. NCBI's taxonomy places the organism in Eukaryota, Viridiplantae, Streptophyta, Magnoliopsida, Fabales, Fabaceae. Gene Ontology annotation, molecular function: acid phosphatase activity. The coding region runs from base 1 to 711 and encodes 236 amino acids.
AUGAGCAGAAAAGGUCAUAAAGGGAAUAAGGAAGAGUCCUCAAGUGGUGAUGGGGAUGGAAGCUUUUGCUUGAGUUGGAGAUUGGCUGUGGAGGCAAACAAUGUUGUUGCAUGGCCAACAGUGCCACCUCAGUGUUCUCGAUAUGUUGAGACUUACAUGAUCGAUGGUCAGUACGACCGUGACUUGGAAUUGAUAGUUCAAGAAAUCUUGGCUUAUGUCAACGACACAUUCCUCGUUGGAGAUGCCAUGGAUGCUUGGAUUUUGGAUGUCGAUGACACUUGCCUCUCCAACAUCUAUUAUUACAAAGGCAAGAAAUAUGGGUGUGAUCCGUAUGACCCAUACGGGUUUAGGGCAUGGGCGAUCAAGGGAGGGUGCCCAGCAAUUCCUUCGGUGCUAAAGUUGUUUAAUGAAUUAGUGGAUAAAGGAUUUAAAGUGUUUUUACUUACUGGAAGAGAUGAACAGAGUCUUGGUGAAGUUACCAAGAACAACUUGCACAAUCAAGGAUUCAUAGGCUAUGAACGCCUUAUUUUGAGGGGUGUGGAGUACAAAGGGAAAAGUGCAGUGAAAUAUAAAUCGGAUGUGCGAAAGCAAUUACAAGAGGAAGGAUACAGGAUCUGGGGGAACGUGGGAGACCAGUGGAGUGACCUGCAAGGAGACUAUUUAGGGAACCGUACUUUCAAGCUUCCUAAUCCCAUGUACUUCGUUCCCUGA